This is a messenger RNA of Neopelma chrysocephalum (saffron-crested tyrant-manakin), 749 nucleotides long. Its product is annotated as 5'-AMP-activated protein kinase subunit gamma-1-like. The annotation marks the transcript as partial. The transcript is spliced from 8 exons. NCBI's taxonomy places the organism in Eukaryota, Metazoa, Chordata, Aves, Passeriformes, Pipridae. The record is from RefSeq and is a predicted model, not a curated record.
GAUCCUGGCCCCGGCCCCGACCCCGGCCCGGCCACCGAGAGCCCGGCGGAGCUGAGCCCCCCGGGGCUGGAAGGGGACGCCCACCGCGGUGCCUACACGGCUUUCAUGAAAUCCCACCGCUGCUACGACCUGAUCCCCACCAGCUCCAAACUGGUCGUCUUCGACACGUCCCUGCAGGUGAAGAAGGCGUUCUUCGCCCUGGUCACCAACGGCGUCCGGGCGGCCCCUCUCUGGGACAGCAAGAAGCAAAGUUUCGUAGGAAUGCUGACCAUCACCGACUUCAUCAACAUCCUGCACCGCUACUACAAGUCGCCCAUGGUGCAGAUCUACGAGCUGGAGGAGCACAAAAUAGAGACGUGGAGAGAGGUUUAUCUGCAGGACUCCUUCAAGCCCCUGGUCUGCAUCUCCCCCAACGCCAGCCUCUUCGACGCCGUGUCCUCCCUGAUCCGCAACAAGAUCCAUCGUCUGCCCGUCAUCGACCCCGACUCGGGGAACACCCUCUACAUCCUCACCCACAAACGCAUCCUCAAGUUCCUCAAGCUCUUUAUCGCAGAGGUGCCCAAGCCCGAGUUCAUGGCGCGGACGUUGGCGGAGCUGCAGAUCGGCACCUACAGCAACAUCGCCGUGGUGGGCACGGGCACCCCCAUCUACGUGGCCCUGGGCAUCUUCGUGCAGCAGCGCGUCUCGGCGCUGCCCGUGGUGGAUGACUCGGGUAAGGACGGGGCUGUCCCGACCUCGGCUGUCCCCGG